Molecule: messenger RNA, 660 nt
Organism: Didymodactylos carnosus
Lineage: Eukaryota; Metazoa; Rotifera; Eurotatoria; Philodinida; Philodinidae
Source: the annotation of a GenBank genome assembly
AUGAUAAUGAAAUGGACUGCUGACAGAGAUCUUGAUGCAUUUAGAAAAUAUUUUGAAGACCAGUGGUUAUUUUCAUUAUCAUUUUGGUAUGAAGGUAGUGCAAAUCUUAGUCCACCUAUUAAUAACGGUCUUGAAUCGUUGAAUGGUAAAAUCAAACAAAUGUACACAUUACGUAACAAACUGUCAUUGUCAUCGUUCUUACAAACAGCUGAACGUAUAUUAUAUGACUGGUCAUUAGCUAGCGUGAAUACACCAUUUGCUAUUCAAACUGAAUUUACUAAUGAUUUGGCAACUAGGGCAUAUCAAUGGUUACAAAAACUUGAUCGAACAAAAGUAUUACACGUAGGUGCAGCUAGUUAUGUUGUACCUUCUUCUGAGCCAAAAAUGGGUACAUCAUUAUGGGUACAAUAUUAUCAGAGCAUGUCUUGGAAUUCGUAUGGUGAAUUUACCGACUGGUUAAACUCUGCGCGUUUAGUUGAUUUUUCUAGUUUAACUCUACCAUUAUUUUGCUCAUGUAAAUAUGGCCUUAAAGAAUACUCUUGCGUUCAUUCAUUGGGCUUAAUAAUGAUGUGGGAUCAUCGUAAAGUUCCACAGGUACUUGGGAUAAGAAGGGGAAAAGGUCAUCCAAAGAAAGUUAAAUUAGCUUUAACAAAAGACUGA